This is a messenger RNA of Verticillium nonalfalfae, 486 nucleotides long. RefSeq lists its product as uncharacterized. Bases 1 to 486 code for a protein of 161 amino acids. Gene Ontology annotation, molecular function: enzyme regulator activity; calcium ion binding. Lineage: Eukaryota; Fungi; Ascomycota; Sordariomycetes; Glomerellales; Plectosphaerellaceae. The record is from RefSeq and is a predicted model, not a curated record. The transcript is spliced from 6 exons.
AUGCCUUCCACCGCCGUCACUAACCUCACCCAAGAGCAAUACACCGACCUCAAAGAGGUCUUCAAGAUCUUCGAUCGCGAUGGCACAGGUAUGCCGUCCCACACUAGCGACAUCAGCCCGAGCGAGCUUCAGAUUGCGAUGAAGUCGCUCGGUCUUAAGCCAAGCCUUGAAGAGGUUAAGGAGAUGAUCAAGGAGAUUGACACGGACGGUGACGGCCGUAUCGAUUUUGACGAAUUCCUUGAGAUCAUGGCUGCUCCAGCCCGCCCCGUCGGCAGUACGGAAAACGAACUCGUCGCAGCUUUUGAAGUCUUCGACAAGGAUGGAAGCGGUUCUGUCUCCUCCAGCGAGCUGCGCUCCGUGCUCAUCUCGCUGGGCCAGAAGCAUACCGAUGACGAGAUCGACGAAAUGGUCAAGCAUGCCGACCUUGAUGGCAACGGCUCCAUCGACUAUCAUGAAUUUGUUCAGCUCAUGGCGCCUAAGAAAUGA